Messenger RNA from Salvelinus fontinalis (brook trout), 2068 nucleotides. Its product is annotated as zinc finger and BTB domain-containing protein 14-like. The transcript has a single exon. Lineage: Eukaryota; Metazoa; Chordata; Actinopteri; Salmoniformes; Salmonidae. The record is from RefSeq and is a predicted model, not a curated record. Gene Ontology annotation, biological process: regulation of transcription by RNA polymerase II. Bases 842 to 2002 code for a protein of 386 amino acids. Gene Ontology annotation, molecular function: RNA polymerase II cis-regulatory region sequence-specific DNA binding; protein binding; DNA-binding transcription factor activity, RNA polymerase II-specific. Gene Ontology annotation, cellular component: nucleus.
CACAACAAGAGGAGGAAGAGGCAGAAAGACCAGGGUUUGCGUCGUCGUCGACUGCAGCCUUGCGUGACAACACCAGACCGGAUUCGUGUUUCUGGUAUAGACAUUUUUUGGUCGACAAUUUGUCUUCUUCUUCUCGAAGGGGACCAAUCUUAUAUUUACACAUUUCAUCGACCCGUCGACCAGUGUAAAUGAACUGUUCUGUUUGGUGUUCUAACGUGGAUAAAGCUAAGGAAAACCUUCUAAUGGAGGCUUGCUGGGCAAAAUGGCUGGGCUCACUGAAAUGUGAAACGUACGGUUAGCAGUGGUAGCAGAAACAACUGGUACGCAAGGGCGUUUUUAUAAUCAUUUACUCGCAGAAAGACCGUUUAUUUUCACCGCUGGAUACAAAGCAUUUUUGUAUCCAUGCGUUGGGAUUGCAUUUUAUUGUGGAUACCUGCUAUUUUCGACAGUUCGUGUUUUUUUUCCCCCAAUCCGAUUGCUGCUUGACUGAUUUGGCAUUGUUUCUGCAUUCUGUUAUUGUCUCGUCGGGUCAGCUGCGGAUACUCUGUUGAUGUGAACUGACGAACAGAAAGAUAUACGAAGCAACAGCCGACCGAACACAUUUCACAAGUUUGCUUUGGUGUGACAAUUAUAUAUAUAUAUUUGACCGAGACCGAAUUGUAAUCUACAUUAAUUAGGCUAUUAUUGAUAUUCGACACGCCAAUUAAAUUAACACUCAAAACAUUUUUUUAUAUUUACCAAAAGUUGCCCAACUAUUAUAAAACAGACACUUUUUUUCAGUUACCAUUGGACACCGCAUUUUUUUUUCUGCAGGUAAAUACCCCUAAAUAAACCUGCAGUCAUGGGUGAAUUCCUGAAAUACAUCGACUACGAUCACAAGACAAGCUUCUUGAAGAUGUUGAACCAACAGAGGAUGGAAGGGGAUCACUGUGACGUUGUGGUUGUGGUGGAAAACGUUGAGUUCAGAGCUCACCGCUGUGUCCUGGCCGCCUGCAGCAUCUACUUCAAGAAGCUGUUUAAAAAACAGAACGAUGUGGACAACUCCAUCGUGGAGCUCGACUUCAUCCGUUCCGACAUCUUCGAGGAGGUCCUCAAUUACAUGUACACCGCCAGGCUCGCCGUCCGCAAAAAGGACAUCAACCUUAUGAUGUCCUCCGGACAGGUCCUGGGGAUCGCCUUCCUCGACAACCUGUGUUCACAGAAGCGUGAGCCCAAUAUGAAGCUGAGUCGUGAGAACCAGGCGCCAGGGGACGGUAUGAGAGCCCAGGACGCGAUCCUCAAAGAGCUGGCCAUGGAGGAGGUGAGGAAGAACAGCUUCUACGAUGGAGGGAUGGAGGCCAUGGGCUCUGGAGGCCCUCACGGGGUCCCUCCUCACUUCGGCGGGAACAUGUCUAAAGACCCCCACGGCGCCCACGGCUGGACCUCCUCCUCUUCCUCGUCCAGCGAUAUGAAGCUUGACUACCUGCUGUACGGCCACCGCUCUGACGGCAUCCACCCGGGAAUGAAACCGGGCGGAGACGGCCCCAAGAAAGACAAGUCCCACCUGGCCCACCGUCCGUUCGCUUGCGAGGUGUGCCCCAAAACCUUUACCACCCAGGCCCACCUCAAAGAGCACCUGAAGAUCCACACGGGCUUUAAACCGCACCGCUGCCUGGUCUGUGGCAAAGCGUUCAUACGAGGGCCCGACUUAAAGCGACACGAGAGGGUCCACAGCAACGAGAGACCCUUCGGAUGCCAGAUGUGUGAAAAGGCCUUCAAGCACAAGUCCCACCUGCGAGACCACGAGCGGCAGCACCGAGGGGAGAGGCCCUUCAACUGCGGCUCCUGUGAAAAGGCGUUCAUCAAAGCGUCCGACCUGAAGCGCCACUGGAACACGAUGCACAGCCAGCGCAGAACGCUGUCCCCGGCCGCCGCCGCCGCCGCCACCCCGGGCAGCAUCCAGGGAGACACCGACACGCAGAGCCAGAGGGACUGGAAGCUAGAGGCUGGGCCACAUUCGUAAGGACGGACUGUUACACACACACACACACACACCAUGCGUAUAUAGUGACAGACACACUCAUGAAUA